GCCCACAUGCCCAUUGAGUUUGUGUGCAAAAUCAAGUUUGCUGAGGGAGACGAGGCUUCACCCAAACGCAGCGCCCCUAGCACCAUGGACGAACCAGCAGAAGUCACCGACCUGGCUGCAUUCGCAAGCUCCUCUUCGCUGCAUGGCCUGGCGCAGGCACUGGGAUCGUCAGGGUCAGGACGAGCGAGCACCAGGCAGACUUUGUGGGCUCUGGCAUUGCUAGUAUCACUGGUCCUCUUCUUGUACCAGGCAUCACGGAGUGCCGGAGCCUACCUGGAGCAUCCGCAUGUGGCGGCACUGGGAGAGGAAAGCCGUCGAGAACUGACCUUCCCAGCCAUCACGUUAUGCAAUGUGAACCGAUUUCGAUUUUCUGCCCUGACUGAUGCUGAUAUUUAUCACCUGGCCAACCUGACAGGGCUGCCACCCAAGAGUCGUGGCGGGCAUCGACCGGGUGAGCUGCACUACCCACCUCCUAACAUGUUGGACAUCUUUCAGAGAACAGGUCACCAGCUUGAGGACAUGCUGAAGAGCUGCAACUUUAGCGGGCAAAACUGCACUGUGAAGGACUUUACCGUGGUAUACACACGAUAUGGGAAAUGCUACACCUUUAACGGGAACAAAACAUCACCAAAACGGACACGACAGGGUGGCAUGGGGAACGGCCUGGAGAUGAUGCUGGAUAUCCAGCAAGACGAAUACCUUCCAAUCUGGAGAGAAACAAAUGAGACAACUCUGGAGGCAGGGAUCCGUGUUCAGCUUCACAGUCAGGACGAGCCUCCCUACAUCCAUGAGCUGGGAUUUGGAGUGUCACCAGGCUUUCAGACCUUUGUGUCCUGCCAGGAACAGAAGUUGUCCUACCUGCCACAGCCAUGGGGAAACUGUCGUGCCUCAUCACAACCAGUCAUACCAGGAUAUGACACAUACAGCGUGAGCGCCUGCAGGCUGCACUGUGAAAGCAUCCAGCUGCAGAGAGAGUGCAACUGCAGAAUGAUCCAUAUGCCAGGAACCGCUGACAUCUGUCCACCUGCCAAAGUGAAAUGUGUCAACAGAGCACUUGCUUUGAUGGAGAUAAGCACAGAAGAUUCAUGUGUGUGUGAGACUCCUUGUAAUGUCACUCGCUAUGGCAAAGAACUUUCCAUGGUUAAAAUCCCCAGCAAAGGGUCAGCUCGCUACCUUUCCCGCAAGUACCACAAAUCUGAGGAGUAUAUCAGGGACAACUUCCUCGUCCUGGAUGUUUACUUUGAGGCUCUAAACUCUGAGACGAUUGAGCAGAAGAGAGCAUACGACAUAGCAGGACUGUUGGGGGACAUCGGAGGCCAGAUGGGUCUUUUCAUCGGAGCAAGUGUUCUCACAAUAUUAGAAAUACUGGAUUUCAUCUAUGAGGUAAUUAAAAGUCGGAUCAAAAGACUACUGAGACCGCAAAUGAAUCAGACCCAACAGAGUCAAAGGAAUCAUAUCCAGAGAACAAAGAGCCUCCGGGAUCAGAAACGUAGAGCCCAGCUAACACCCAGUACCAUCGCCACAGUCAGACUAGAGGAGGUCAAGGCCAAGGAGGUCAACGAUGGAGCAAGAGACUAUCCACACAGUGUAUAUCCCGCCUCAAUAUUACCAAAUCACCACACACAAGCUGCUGGGCAGCAGGACUUUGCUUGCUAG
This is a messenger RNA of Trichomycterus rosablanca, 1656 nucleotides long. RefSeq names its product acid-sensing (proton-gated) ion channel family member 4b (gene asic4b). The record is from RefSeq and is a predicted model, not a curated record. Gene Ontology annotation, cellular component: plasma membrane. Gene Ontology annotation, biological process: sodium ion transmembrane transport. NCBI's taxonomy places the organism in Eukaryota, Metazoa, Chordata, Actinopteri, Siluriformes, Trichomycteridae. The transcript is spliced from 10 exons. Bases 7 to 1656 code for a protein of 549 amino acids. Gene Ontology annotation, molecular function: ligand-gated sodium channel activity.